AUGGUAUCUCAAGUGUUGCUCUCCCUGCUUCUGCUACUGUCCCAUCUUCCCUGUGAGACUCUGUUGAACAAAUGUCCAUUCAGUGUGAUAACUGAGAGGACAUACAAGGGCAAUUUCUACAAGCCAGGAGACUACCUGAUCGGUGGGAUCAUAUCUACAUCUAAUGCUGCCUUUCAACCACAUGAGUUCUUAAUGCCUCCAAGCCAUGAAUUCAAAAGUUUCGUGAAUCUGAGCUCCAGCCACAUCUUGCCUUUCUUGUUUGCCAUUCAUGAGAUCAACCAGAGUCCGAGGCUGCUCCACAAUAUCUCCCUGGGCUACAGCAUCUAUGAGAACUAUUUCAACGCCCGAAUGACGUAUGAAGCCAUGAUGGACUUUCUGUCUAUGGGGCAGGAGAACACCCCAAACUACAGUUGUGGAAGAAGAAAAAAUGUCUUGGCGUUUCUUGAAGGGACCGAUUCUGAGCUCUUUCAUCAUGUUUCAGCCAUGCUGAGCAUCUACAAAAUCCCACAGAUCAGCUAUGGUGUUAUCAGCCACAUUCCUGCACAUAAACAGCAUUUUCCUUUUUUCUACCGGCUGAGUCCAAAACAAGAACCUCCUCACUUGGCGAUAGUCAAGCUGCUGCUGCAUUUCCGAUGGAUGUGGAUCGGCCUCUUUGCUCCAGACAAUGAAAAUGGGGAAAAUGCUGCCUCUUCUGCCCGAUUGAGGAGGAGGAGGAGGCAGGUUGGAGACCAUCGGACACCCCAGGUGCUACAGCCGUGGCAGCUUCAUCCUUUCCUGAGAAAUUUCCAGCUUUACAAUCUUUCCGUGGAUGGUGUUUAUUUGGAUGAGAAUGGAGAUCGUACCACUGAUUUUGAUAUCAUGCACUGGGCAGUCUUUCCCAACAAGACUUCUGCUGGGGUAAACGUCGGGCGAGUAGAAAGAGGGGCCUCUUCAGAAGUCAGCCUCUCUAUCAAUCAAGGUGCCAUCAUGUGGCCAACAUCAUUCAGUCAGAAGGCGCCUCUGUCCAGGUGCUCGGACAGCUGUCCUCCAGGAUACACCAAGCUCAAAAGGGAAGGCGCCCCGGACUGCUGCUACGACUGUGCUCCGUGCAUGGAAGGAACGAUCGCCAGGCAAGAAGAUACAGACAGUUGCAGCCAAUGUCCAGAUGACCAGCAUUCAAAUAAGAAGCGAGAUCAAUGUGUCCCAAAAGUUGUAAGCUUCCUAUCCUAUGAAGAAAUGAUGGGUCUCAUCUUGGCUCUCAUUGCCCUUGCUUCUUCCCUAACCACCAGCUUGGUUCUGGGCAUCUUCAUUAAAUUCCGAGAAACCCCCAUCGUCAAAGCCAACAACCGGGACCUCACCUACAUUCUCCUGGUUUCCCUCCUCCUUUCCUUCUUGACCUGCCUUCUAUUCAUUGGUCGCCCCAGGAAACUGACCUGCCUUCUUCGACAGACCACCUUCAGUGUUGUAUUCUCAGUUGCUGUGUCUUCCUUGCUGGCCAAGACCAUGAUGGUGGUGGUGGCCUUUCUGGCCACAAAACCAGGCAGCAGGAUGAGGAAAUGGCUAGGGAAGACUCUGGCCUACUCCAUUGUCUUGUCCUGGUCUGGGGUCCAAGUGGGCAUCUGCAUGAUAUGGCUGGCAAUCUCUCCCCCAUUCCCAGAUUCUGACAUGCAUUCCCAACCUGGACACAUCCUACUUCAAUGCAAUGAAGGCUCAGUCACCAUGUUCUAUUCUGCACUGGGCUAUAUGGGCUUUCUGGCUGCCAUCUGCUUCUUGGUGGCUUUCCUUGCCAGAAAGCUGCCUGGAUGCUUCAACGAAGCCAAAUGGAUCACCUUCAGCAUGUUGGUUUUCUGCAGUGUUUGGCUCUCUUUUGUCCCCACCUACCUGAGCACUAAGGGGAAAUAUAUGGUGGCUGUGCAGAUCUUCUCCAUCCUGGCCUCCAGCCUGGGCUUACUGGGCUGCAUCUUUGUCCCCAAAUGCUACAUCAUUAUUCUGAGACCUGACAUGAACACAAAGGAACAUUUAAUGGUGUAA
Messenger RNA from Candoia aspera, 2010 nucleotides. RefSeq names its product vomeronasal type-2 receptor 26-like. Gene Ontology annotation, biological process: G protein-coupled receptor signaling pathway. The transcript has 7 exons. Lineage: Eukaryota; Metazoa; Chordata; Lepidosauria; Squamata; Candoiidae. Bases 1 to 2010 code for a protein of 669 amino acids. Gene Ontology annotation, cellular component: plasma membrane. The record is from RefSeq and is a predicted model, not a curated record. Gene Ontology annotation, molecular function: G protein-coupled receptor activity.